This is a messenger RNA of Nilaparvata lugens (brown planthopper), 1190 nucleotides long. It is a transcript of the gene RpL17, whose product is annotated as 60S ribosomal protein L17. The record is from RefSeq and is a predicted model, not a curated record. Gene Ontology annotation, biological process: cytoplasmic translation. Gene Ontology annotation, cellular component: ribosome; cytosolic large ribosomal subunit. Gene Ontology annotation, molecular function: structural constituent of ribosome. Lineage: Eukaryota; Metazoa; Arthropoda; Insecta; Hemiptera; Delphacidae. The transcript has 5 exons. Bases 594 to 1151 code for a protein of 185 amino acids.
GUAAGCAGUGAUAAUUUUUAUCCAUUUCAAUCUGUUUAUAAUAACUGUUUAAUAUCUUUUUCUUAUUUUUAAUUAUUUCUUCAUUACAUUUUUAUCAAAAAUAUUUAUUUGUUUUACAGGUAGGUCAUAAAAUAUUGAGUAGAAAAGUCAACGUAAAUGACAUGUUGGUUUUAGGUUAUAACAUACCGUACCUUCAGUUAACGUUAAAUUUAUUAGCAUGUUUCAUUAUUACUUAAUGAUUUAUUAAAUGGAAUUAAAUUCCUAUAAUGUCAUAUGCUAAACUAUAAUAAAUUUUGAUACAACAUCUUUGUUCAUUACAUAAUUUAUAUUAUGAGCAAAUCUGUAAGUUAACCAAACUUACUCUUCUAACAAAACAAAAUAUUACAAAAAAAUUUUGUUAUUACUAUUGUUCUUGUCAAUAUUUAGCAAACAAUUGUUGUUCAUCACUCAAUUUAUUUCUAGUAAUUUAUCUAAAUAUUCUAAAAAUUAGUCGUGUCUUCAUUAGCUACCUACCUAACCUAUAAACAACACUAUACAGAGUUGAUUGUUGCUUCCACGCUAUACAUCAUUUAAUCUUUGUUGUGCUAUUUAAAAUGGCUCGUUAUUCACAUGAACCAGACAAUGCAACAAAAUCUUGCAAAGCUAGGGGAUCAAACCUCAGAGUACACUUUAAGAACACGAGGGAAACAGCGAAGGCCAUUCGUAAGAUGCCUCUGCGUCGGGCCGUGCGUUACCUGAAGAACGUCACAGACAAGAAGGAGUGUGUUCCCUUCAGGAGGUUCAAUGGCGGGGUUGGUCGUUGUGCGCAGGCCAAACAGUGGGGCACCACCCAGGGCCGUUGGCCGAAGAAGUCGGCCGAAUUUCUGCUACAGCUGUUGAAGAACGCCGAGUCGAACGCUGACUACAAGGGGCUCGAUGUCGACAGGCUGGUGAUCGAUCACAUUCAGGUCAACCGCGCACCCUGUCUGCGCAGACGCACAUACCGUGCUCACGGACGUAUUAAUCCCUACAUGAGCUCGCCGUGUCACAUUGAGGUGAUCCUGACAGAGAAGGAGGAAUUGGUUGCCAAGGCAACAGAAGAGGAGCCCGCUAAGAAGAAAGUCUCCAAGAAGAAGUUGGCUCGUCAGAAGGAGAAGAUGAUGAGGGAUUAAUUGUUGACGUUACAAUAAACCUGGUUUUAUAGUGUCAAA